UCUGGAUCGUCAUAUGCAGACCCAUCAUGGACACCAUAAGCCGUUCCGUUGCAAACUGUGCCCAUUCAAGUCAUCUUAUAAUAGCCGCCUGAAAACCCAUAUACUCAAGGCUCAUGCUGGUGAACAUGCCUACAAAUGUUCCUCCUGCUCAUUUUCCACCAUGACAAUCAGCCAGCUGAAAGAGCACUCCUUGAAAGUGCAUGGGAAAGCACUGACACUACCAAGACCCCGCAUUGUCAACCUUGCAGCCUCACACGCCCACCACACCUCCAAGAACCACACAGUGGAUAUUAUUGAGGUUUUGGCUAGGAACCUUGAUGAUGUGAUGGAAAUUUUUGAUCCCUUCUUCCUGAGGAAGGGAACAGUAAGCUACAAACUAGACUUUAAUCAGUACCCCACAAACUCUUCAUACUCUGAGCCUCCUGAUGUUCAGCAGCAGUUGAACCACUACCAGUCUGCAGCUUUGGCCAGGAACAACAACAUCAGCCCAAUCCCACUUUCUGGGAGUGCUGCAGGAGUGGAAAAAACGGAAGCCAUCCUUAACUGUGAAUUUUGUGAAUUCUCCUCGGGUUACAUACAGAGCAUUCGGCGUCACUACCGUGACAAGCACGGAGGGAAAAAACUCUUCAAGUGCAAAGAUUGUUCCUUUUAUACAGGCUUUAAAUCUGCUUUUACUAUGCACGUGGAAGCUGGGCAUUCGGCAGUUCCUGAGGAAGGACCCAAAGACCUUCGCUGUCCUCUUUGCCUAUAUCACACCAAAUAUAAACGCAACAUGAUUGACCAUAUAGUUCUGCACAGAGAAGAACGGGUCGUUCCCAUUGAAGUCUGCCGUUCCAAACUGUCAAAGUACUUGCAGGGAGUUGUUUUCCGCUGUGAUAAGUGUACCUUUACCUGCUCCAGUGAUGAGAGCUUGCAGCAGCACAUAGAGAAGCACAAUGAACUGAAACCUUACAAAUGCCAACUCUGCUACUAUGAGACCAAACACACAGAGGAGCUGGACGCUCACCUUCGAGAUGAGCACAAGGUGAGUCGUAAUUUUGAGCUGGUCGGACGGGUUAACUUGGACCAGUUGGAACAAAUGAAGGGGAAAACAGAGAGCUCCAGUAGUGAUGAAGAAGAAAAAGAAGAAGAGUUAAGCCCCAAGACUGAAGAGCGAGAUCCCAUGAUGUUUCCUGAUAGCGGUGCUCCAGAGAAACGCUUCCCGUGCGAGUUCUGUGGCCGAUCAUUUACAGAAGGCUCUGAGUGGGAGCGACACGUGCUGAGACAUGGCAUGGCACUGAACGAAAGCAAGCACAGGACCAGUGAGGACAGCCAGCCAAAGGAGGAUGUAGAAGAAACUGUUAGUACACUGCCAGAAGAAAAAGACGACAUUGAGAAAAUGGUGGUGGACUAUUCCCACAACAGUGAAACAGCAGUCAGCAUGGUAGCUGCUGACAAACCUCUCCAAGACAACUCGGAGGCCAAAAACGAAUAA
Fulmarus glacialis (Northern fulmar) is the source of this 1474-nucleotide messenger RNA. RefSeq names its product zinc finger protein 462-like. The record is from RefSeq and is a predicted model, not a curated record. Gene Ontology annotation, molecular function: chromatin insulator sequence binding. Lineage: Eukaryota; Metazoa; Chordata; Aves; Procellariiformes; Procellariidae. Gene Ontology annotation, cellular component: chromosome. Gene Ontology annotation, biological process: regulation of transcription by RNA polymerase II. The annotation marks the transcript as partial. The transcript has 9 exons.